GUUUUUUCUUAGAUCCCAAGCCAUUGUACUGUCGCUAUCGCAGAUAGGCUCCUCCGGCAUCGUGAUCACCUCCGUUUCCAGUAGCGAUACUCGGUUUUAAUAACCGUCACCUCCCAAAGACGGUCCCUUGGUCGCUGUCAGUUCAGUGGGUGCCCGCCAGUCCCUGACGUCAAGUUAACACAACACGGCCAAUCUCACAACAAGCAUCCCUUUUUGAAGAGGCCAUCUUGACCUCUUUAUUGGGCCCAACUUCAUCUGUUUACCUUCAUUGAUGCCAUUGUAGUCUCCGACUCUAUCAUGGAAGACCCCAAUUUGGCCGAGGCGCCAAGUGCCGCGCAAUGCCCUUCUUCCCAGUCGGCAAAUCAAUUCUUGGUUGCACCCUACCUACAACGAGCUAGUAAUGAGCUCAAAGAUUCCUCAGGAAGACCCCAUUCUGAUCAGCGUAUCGCCGAGGCCACUCUCUUGGGCACUCCGGUCUGCGCAUCUGAGGGUCAUGCUGAAUCUCCUCGAUCUGUUCCGUUCCUCUUUCCUGCGUUCAGGAUGACAGGUC
Molecule: messenger RNA, 550 nt
Organism: Fusarium redolens
Lineage: Eukaryota; Fungi; Ascomycota; Sordariomycetes; Hypocreales; Nectriaceae
Exons: 2
Source: RefSeq, a predicted model, not a curated record